Molecule: messenger RNA, 3777 nt
Organism: Pipistrellus nathusii (Nathusius's pipistrelle)
Lineage: Eukaryota; Metazoa; Chordata; Mammalia; Chiroptera; Vespertilionidae
Source: the annotation of a GenBank genome assembly
AUGGCCGUGGCGCUGCGGUACUUGUGGCCUCUCCUCCUCCUUUGCAGCCCCUGCCUGCUCAUCCAGAUUCCUGAUGAAUAUGAAGGACAGCAUGUGAUGGAGCCACCUGUCAUUACGGAACAGUCUCCACGGCGCCUGGUUGUCUUCCCCACAGAAGAGAUCAGCCUGAAGUGUGAGGCCAGUGGCAAGCCUGAAGUACAGUUCCGCUGGACCCGGGAUGGCAUCCACUUCAAACCCAAAGAGGAACCAGAUGUGACCGUGAAGCAGGCACCCCACUCGGGCUCCUUCACCAUCACUAGCAACACCACCAACUUUGCCCAGAGGUUCCAGGGCACCUAUCGUUGCUUCGCCAGCAAUGCCCUGGGCACCGCCAUGUCCCACGAGAUCCAGCUCAUGGCGGAGGGUGCUCCCAAGUGGCCAAAGGAGACAGUGAAACCUGUUGAGGUAGAGGAAGGGGAGUCGGUGAUUCUGCCUUGCCACCCUCCACCCAGUGCAGAGCCUCUGCGGAUCUACUGGAUGAACAGCAAGAUCAUGCACAUCACACAGGACGAGAGGGUGACAAUGGGCCAGAAUGGCAACCUCUACUUCGCCAACGUGCUCAUCAAGGACAAGCACUCAGACUACAUCUGCCAUGCCCACUUCCUUGGCACGCGGACAAUCAUUCAAAAGGAACCCAUCGACCUCCGGGUCAAAGCCACCAACAGCAUGAUUGACAGGAAGCCGCGCCUGCUCUUCCCCACCAACGCCAGCAGCCACCUGGUGGCCUUGCAGGGGCAACCACUGGUCCUGGAGUGCAUCGCCGAGGGCUACCCCACGCCCACCAUCAAGUGGCUGCGUCCGAGCGGCCCCAUGCCAGCCGACCGAGUCACCUACCAGAACCACAACAAGACUCUGCACCUGCUGAACGUGGGCGAGGAGGAUGAUGGCGAGUACCGUUGCCUGGCUGAGAAUGCCCUGGGCAGUGACCGGCAUGCCUACUAUGUCACCGUGGAAGCUGCCCCAUACUGGCUGCAUAAGCCCCAGAGCCGUCUCUAUGGGCCAGGGGAGACUGCCCGCCUGGACUGCCAAGUGCAGGGCAGGCCCGAACCAGAGGUCUCCUGGAGAAUCAACGGCUUCCCCGUGGAGGAGCUGGGCAAGGACCAGAAGUACCGGAUCCAGCAUGGAGCCCUGAUCCUGAGCAACUUGCAGCCCAGCGACACGAUGGUGACCCAGUGCGAGGCCCGCAACCGGCACGGGCUCCUGCUGGCCAAUGCCUACAUCUAUGUUGUCCAGCUGCCGGCCAAGAUCCUGACCCCAGACAAUGAGACCUACUUGGCAGUCGAGGGCAGCACUGCCUACCUUCUGUGCAAGGUCUUUGGAGCCCCCGUGCCCAGCGUCCAGUGGCUGGACAAGGAAGGAAAGACGGUGUUACAAGACGAACGCUUCUUCCCCUACACCAACGGGACCCUGGGCAUUCGAGACCUCCAGGCCAACGACACAGGACACUAUUUCUGCCAGGCUGCCAACGACCAAAACAAUGUAACCAUCGUGGCGAACCUGCAGGUCAAAGAUGCCACUCGGAUCACACAGGGGCCCCAGAGCACGAUCAAGAAGAAAGGCUCAAGGGUGACAUUCACCUGCCAGGCCACCUUUGACCUCUCCUUGCAGCAGAGCAUCACCUGGCGUAGAGAUGGUCGCAGCCUGCAGGAGCUUGGGGACAGUGACAAGUACUUCAUAGAGGACGGGCACCUGGUCAUCCACAGCCUGGACUACAGUGACCAGGGCAACUACAGCUGCGUGGCCAGCACCAAGCUGGAUGUGGUGGAAAGCAGGGCGCAGCUCCAGGUGGUGGGGAGCCCCGGGCCGGUGCCGCAGCUGGAGCUGUCUGAUCGUCACCUGCUGAAGCAAAGCCAGGUGCGCCUGUCCUGGAGCCCGGCUGACGACCACAACGCCCCCAUUGAGAAGUAUGACAUUGAAUUUGAAGACAAGGAGAUGGCUCCUGAGAAAUGGUACAGUCUGGGCAAGGUGCCUGGCAACCAGACCUCCACCACCCUCAAGUUGUCACCCUAUGUCCACUACACCUUUAGAGUGACUGCCAUCAACAAAUAUGGUCCUGGCGAGCCCAGUCCGGCCUCUGAGACUGUGGUUACACCUGAGGCAGCCCCAGAGAAGAACCCCGUGGACGUGAAGGGGGAAGGGAACGAGACCAACAAUAUGGUCAUCACUUGGAAGCCACUCAGGUGGAUGGACUGGAACGCCCCUCAGGUUCAGUACCGCGUCCAGUGGCGCCCUCAGGGGACGCGAGGGGCCUGGCAGGAACAGAUCGUGAACGACCCCUUCUUGGUGGUGUCCAACACCUCCACUUUUGUGCCCUAUGAGAUCAAGGUCCAGGCCAUCAACAGCCAGGGCAAGGGCCCCGAGCCCCAGGUCACCAUUGGCUACUCGGGGGAAGACUAUCCCCAGGCAAAACCCAAGCUGGAAGACAUCAAAAUUCUUAACGCGAGCGCUGUGCUGGUCAAAUGGUGGCCCGUGGAUCCAGCCCAGGUCAAGGGCCACCUCCGAGGAUACAAUUUGACGUACUGGUUGGAGGGCAGUCCGAGGAGGCACAGCAAGAGGCACAUCCACAAAAGCCACAUGGUGGUACCUGCCAACACCACCAGCACCGUCCUGGAUGGCCUGCGGCCCUACAGCUCCUAUCGCCUGGAGUUGCGGGCUUUUAACAGCCGGGGCUUGGGACCUGCCAGCGAGACGACCUUCAGCACCCCAGAGGGAGUGCCUGGCCCCCCGGAGGCAUUGCACCUGGAGUGCCAGUCUGACACCAGCCUCCUGCUGCGCUGGCAGCCUCCGUUCAGCCACAAUGGCGUGCUCACUGGCUACGUGCUGUCCUUCUUGCCACUGGGGGACGGGGGCGAGGAGCAGUUGUCCUUCAACCUCUCGGACCCCGAGCUGCGGUCAUACAACCUGACCAACCUCAGCCCGCACCUGCAGUACCGCUUCCACCUGCAGGCCACCACGAAGCAGGGCCCUGGGGAGGCCAUUACGCGGGAAGGAGGCACCAUGGCCUUAACUGGGACCCCAGAUUUCGUCGGCCUCUCGGCCAUAGCCGGCGAUAAUUACAGCGUGGUCUCCUGGGUCCCCAAGGAGGGCCAGUGCAACUUUGGCUUCCAGAUCGUGUUCAAAACCCGGGGCGAUGAGAAAAUGGAUGCCUAUAUCCCGCCGCAGUAUGUCAAUUACAACCAAAGGUCCUACACGCAGUGGGACCUGCAGCCAGGUACUGACUACGAGAUCCAGCUGCUCAAGGAGACACCCAAGGAGACGGUGCUUCUGGGCCAGAUAGCUGUGAAGACCAACGGCACUGGCCGAAUCAGACUUCCUCCUCCUGGUUUUGCCACUGAGGGCUGGUUCAUCGGCUUCGUCAGCGCCAUCAUCCUCUUGCUUCUCAUCUUGCUCAUCCUCUGCUUUAUCAAGCGCAGCAAGGGUGGCAAGUACUCAGUAAAAGACAAAGAGGACACCCAGGUGGACUCUGAGGCCCGGCCGAUGAAGGAUGAGACCUUCGGCGAGUACAGCGACAACGAGGAGAAGGCCUUCAACAGCAGCCAGCCAUCCCUCAAUGGAGACAUCAAGCCCCUGGGCAGUGAUGACAGCCUGGCUGACUACGGCGGCAGCGUGGACGUCCAGUUCAACGAGGAUGGCUCCUUCAUCGGCCAGUACAGCGGCAAGAAGGAGAAGGAGGCGGCAGGAGGCAAUGACAGCUCAGGGGCUGCCUCCCCCAUCAACCCCACCGGGCCCCUGGAGUAG